Molecule: messenger RNA, 2287 nt
Organism: Pipra filicauda (Wire-tailed manakin)
Lineage: Eukaryota; Metazoa; Chordata; Aves; Passeriformes; Pipridae
Gene: DIPK1C
Product: divergent protein kinase domain 1C
Exons: 4
Coding region: 91-1332 (413 amino acids)
Source: RefSeq, a predicted model, not a curated record
CGCAGCUCGGAGCCCCCGGCCCCCACCGCCGCCGCUCGCUCGGGGCCGCAGCAGCUGAAGCGGCCGCCCCAGCCCAGUCCCGGAGCGACGAUGAGGGGCAUCCCGGGCUUAAAGAGGCUGCGGCUCAAAAUCUGGCGGCGAUGCGCCCUGCUGCUGCUCCUCCUCUGGGCUGCCUGCUGGGUGGUGGUGAGCGCUGCGCUGUUCCUCUUCCACAGGAGCGUCUUCUCCGAGCGCUGCACGGACGAGAAAAGCCACCGGAUCCUAGCCAGGCUGUGUCUUGACUACAGCAGCGGAGCCCUGACUGGUGACCUCUGUGAAGACCUGUGCGUGGCACAGAAGCUGGUGUACAAGCACUGCCUUUACUAUGACAGAGGUAAGAAGGUCAUUCAGGCCGAUUGGAGAGGCCAGCCCAUCAUACUGAAAUCCAAAAAAGAAGUCUUUUCCAGCUACCAGCACCUCAGUAUGCUGGAGGAGGUGGAAACACAGGAUAUACCUGAAACUGAGCUUCUGCUGAUGGUAGCUUUGGAGGUCAAAAAUGCCUUGGGGCUAGAACUGUCUAAUAGUACCAUGGGGCCCCUGUGGACAAGGAAAAAGGGACCACAUUGGAAAGCACAGGUGGCCAGCAUGUGGUCCUUGCUCCAGCAGGAAGAAUAUAUCUACUUCAGUUUGCUGCAGGACUUCAGCAAACACGUGCUACGAAUUAUUGGCUCUUGUGGACACUUUUAUGCUGUGGAGUAUCUCACAGCUGGACAUGCCUGGCACAAAACUCUUUUUCCCUUGGAAAAUGCGAUUGGUCCCUCCCUUACCGGACACAAAAGCAGGGUGAGAGCCAUCACUGACAUUGCACUCAGCUUUCUGGACAUGGUGCAGCAUUUUGAUAAUGAUUUCUCUCACCGACUCCACCUGUGUGACAUCAAACCAGAAAAUUUUGCUAUCAGGCAUGAUCUUACGGUGGUGGCCAUUGAUGUGGAUAUGGCCUUUUUUGAACCCAAAAUGAGGGACAUCCUCGAACAGAAUUGCACAGGAGAUGAAGAUUGUAAUUUUUUUGAUUGCUUUUCAAAAUGUAAUCUGAAAAUAAGAAAAUGUGGAGCACAGAGAGCCAAUAACAACUUGCAAGUAAUCUGUGACAAAAUAUUCCGUCACUGGUUUUCCCCAAAUCUCAGAGGACCGUUGGUUUCCCUCCCCCUGCAGCUGCAGCUGCAGAAAGCUGUGCAGGAGUGUGCUCAGCCGGGGCACAUGGACGCUGCCGGGCACCAGAGGACUCUGAAAUCUCUCUCUGAGUUAUACCACCUGCUUCAGGUCACUCAACAAGAACUGCAAAGGGCAGAGUAGACACAAAAGGCAGGACUGCAAAGGCUACACGCUAGUCUCUCUGCCAUCCCUCCUACCCACUGUACAUUUACAGCACAGAGAUUGCUUUUCUGCUAUGCAAAUUAAAUUCAUGGCUGCAGGUGCAGCACAUGCUCUUAAUAUCCUAUCAAGUGUGAAAUUGUUUUACAUUACCUGGAUUCUGUUCUUGCUUAUUCUCCUGAGCUAGCACUAUACCUCUCCAUCAGAAUUCAGCACACCAUUCACUUACCAAGAGCUGUAGACACUGCAUCUCUCUGAGAGUGGUGCUCAGAGUGAGGAUGCAUCUACAGAAGAAAAGUGUAAGUAAGUGCAGCAAAACUACUGCCGAUAACUAAAAGAGUGGAUGGGUGUGGAUAAGUACAUGCAUGGUGCUUGUUUAAAUUUCUCUGUAGAAUGAGGCUUAUUUAAAGUAGGGACAGAGUGCUCUGUGUGAUGAUAAAAAAAAAAAAGGAUCUCAAAUAGGGAAAUGUGUUUUCACAUGAGCACAGGGUUGCUUUUGUAGAAAGCAGUCCUGUCUGAUGUCCUCAAAUGCAUUUUCUCUGGGGCAUUGCAUUACCUGUGCGAUAGAUAACUUUCUGGGGAGAAAUUAUAUAAAGCUACUUCGGGCUUUUCUAGAGCAAAAUAAUUAUACCCUUGCUGAGUUCCCAUGUGGGUACUCAUAUUCUGCAGUGCAGAGGUAUGAAUAAUGCCACUGGAUUUUCCCAUGUGAACAAGCCCUCAGGCACUUGUACAUCAGAGCACUUGAUAAGAAGCACUCCUUUGCCAGAGAGCAGAAUUACCCAGGAAUGUCAACAAUCUGUCCUUUGCACUGAACAGAACAAUAUCCAGACCCAGAGUUGUCUUCCACAGUAUUUUUUUAAUGAACAAAGAGAAAAUUUUUGUAUUAAUUCAUAAUCUUGCAAUGAGUUACAUAAAUAAAGAUCCCUAGAUUAAUUUA